CACACAGACACACACACAGGUUUAUCAUGGAUAAAAAUGCUGAAAUGCUCACACUACUUCCUGUUAUCAUAUAUGGCAGUGGGCGUGUCUACAUGUCAGAAUAUAAACAGACACACUGAUAAGUGUGUGUAUGUGUCCAUCACAGCAUCUCUGCAGGGAUACACAAAGAGAUCACACCGGUCAUGUGAUAGAACAUCAUCACCCCUUCCGAUUUGCUCACGGUGAAUACUCCUGAAUAUUUUCGGUUCUCACAUCAGCUCACCCAACCCAACACACAGACCUUUCCGUGGAAGUUUGCAGGAAAAGUUUCAGAUGUGUGUGUCUAGGUGUCUGCAGUGUGUUGCUGUCUCGCUGGUUCCCUUGGCGAUUGUCUGCAUGCUGUCCAACAUUCUGCUGCUUCUUCCUGAACUAAAGAUCGACUUCCUGUUGGAGGGGCAUGUCACCAGAGAGGCCACCUGGGCCACAGGUCUGUGGGGGUCAGGCUUCCUGGUUCUACUUGGAGUGCGAGCGUUCAUGCGGAGCAGCAACAUCAGGGGCUGCUGCGCCUUCAGAAGUCAGAUGUUGUCUCAGGUGUUCCUCUCAUCUGUGUGUUUGCUGGCUGCUGGGUUCUGUUGUCUCGUCAGUGCCACUGGUCUCUCUCAGGGUCCUCUUUGUUUUUACAACACCACCUCUGGAUGCACCUGGGGGGUCCCACUGCAACCACAACCAGACAGCUAUCCAGGUUAUCUAUACAACAGGACUCUGUGGUCUGGAGUUUGUCUGAAGCCCAGAGGUGUGGUUCAGUGGAAUGUUAUACUGUUUGGUGUGAUGGUGGGCGCCAGCGGGCUGCAGACUGUCCUCUGUGGAGCUAAUGUCUUUAACUCCCUGCUGGGCCUGAUCCUGGGACCGGGCUUCUGCCACAACAAGGUCGGUCCAGUUUCAGUUUAAGAGGCCAUCAUUGAGGAAACCAGCAGUGACUUUUAUUUUGGCGGGUUCUUGAUGCACUUGAAAGGAAUAUAUUAUAUAUAUAUAUAUAUAAUAACUAAAUCUUUACAUUUAAAUUAUUAAAAUAAACUGUUCAAACUUUGUUUCUGCAUUUCUUUAAUGUAAAUGUUUUUAUAAUAAUAACUAUUUAUGUCUGAUAUUUAUAACCAGUUCUGAUUGGAUCAAUGGACCUGUCAAUCAUUCCUGCAGGCUCUGGUUCAGUUCAAAAGGUGUUAAACCUUAAUUAAGUGAUUAAUUUGUUUAGCUUCAAUGAUAAUAAUAAAUUAAAAACAGAUUUGAAUGUUUGAUGUCAUCACUGUCAGCUGUUUACAUAUUGACUAUUGCACAUGUUCAAUAAAGUUUCAUAAAUACUAAAAGAGAA
Molecule: messenger RNA, 1345 nt
Organism: Labrus bergylta (ballan wrasse)
Lineage: Eukaryota; Metazoa; Chordata; Actinopteri; Labriformes; Labridae
Product: transmembrane 4 L6 family member 5
Cellular component (GO): membrane
Source: RefSeq, a predicted model, not a curated record